CAUUAAUAACUAUUUUUUCUUCCAAAAAAAAGUUGUUUGACUUUCUCGAAAAAAUUUCAGUUUCAUUCUUUUGCCCAGAUAUAGGUGACAGAUCAAGAUGGGUCGUGUUAAACUGGAGAUAAAGAGAAUAGAAAACAACACAAAUCGACAAGUUACAUUCUCAAAGCGUAGAAAUGGGCUCAUUAAGAAAGCCUAUGAGCUUUCCAUCCUUUGUGACAUUGAUAUUGCUCUCAUCAUGUUCUCUCCCUCUGGUCGACUCAGCCAUUUCUCGGGCAGAAGAAGGUGGAUUGAGGAUGUGUUCACUCGUUUCAUCAAUCUCCCUGAUCAAGAAAGAGAACAAUCUUUACAUCCUACAGAGAAGGGCAGGCAUUUUGAUAUUCAAAACAAAGAGCAUUUGCUUAGGACCUUACAGCAACUAAGGAGUGAAAAUGACAUUGCUCUUCAAAUUGCCAAUCCGACGGCUGUUAACUCUGAUAUCGAGGAACUUCAACAGGAAAUUGGUAGAUUACAGCAACAACUACAAAUGGCUGAAGAACAGAUAAGGGUAUAUGAGCCUGAACCAACAAAAAUCGCAUCUAUUGAAGAGCUCGAAUCCUGUGAGAAAAAUCUAGUUGAUACCAUGACACGUGUUAUGCAGAGAAAGGAAUAUUUGCUGAGCAACCAUCUAUCUACUUAUGAUCCAUCCAGUUUACAGCAAGGGAUCACAGCCUCUUUCGAAAAUGAAGUCGUCAAUUGGAUGCCGGAUGGUGGACACAACCAUGGACAUAUUUUUGAUGCAUCUACUUCUCUUAGUCAACUAAGGGAGCUAUCAUCCACAGUGUAUGAUCCCUUUUCGCAAGGAACAAGCUCAAACACGGACCCACGCAGCAUGGGCACAAACCCAAGUGAAGGAAACUUCACAUCUUGGUCUCAAGCCUACAACUCAACCGGGCACCAGCACCAGCAACAGCACCACCACCACUCCACCGCUCUCUUGUCACCGACUUUAUUCCCUCACAUUCAGCAUGGAAUGGUGGGACCAGAUAUAUCUGAGAUGAUGCGACAAGAGCAAGUGGAGAUCCCAUUAAAUGGCUCGCAUGUUCAAGUGGACAAUGAAGUUGCAAAUUAUGACUCCAAAGUUCAUCAGCUUAAUAAUAUGCAAUGACACCAAGAUUUGGAAAAAUGUUAGGAUCAUAGUAAAGUUCACACAUUUACUACUCACAACUUACUAAGUGGCUAGUUUUGACAAAAAUUGUGAACUUUGCUGUGAUCCUAGCAUUUUUUCCAAGGUUUGAAAGACUCGUUAUUAUGCACGGCUUUGUUACAGGGAUUCUUGUAUUUGUAUGAUUAAGAAACUGUGCAUAAAAAGGUAUAAAUACGCUAGUGCUUAUGAGGAUCAUAUAUGACUGUAUUGCAGAAUUUUGGCUUAAUUUUCAAUUUGU
Quercus lobata is the source of this 1421-nucleotide messenger RNA. RefSeq names its product AGAMOUS-like 104 (gene AGL104). NCBI's taxonomy places the organism in Eukaryota, Viridiplantae, Streptophyta, Magnoliopsida, Fagales, Fagaceae. The transcript has 12 exons. Gene Ontology annotation, biological process: positive regulation of transcription by RNA polymerase II. The coding region runs from base 98 to 1144 and encodes 348 amino acids. The record is from RefSeq and is a predicted model, not a curated record. Gene Ontology annotation, molecular function: protein dimerization activity; RNA polymerase II transcription regulatory region sequence-specific DNA binding.